AUGAGGCCCGGGCUGGUGCUAGUGCUGCUGGUGGCGCUAACCCUGGCCGUGGGGUCCCAGCCCCAGAAAAAUUUCCCUAAGGAGUCCAACGCCCUCAACUGGGGCAAGUUCUCAGGGUUCUGGUACAUUCUUGCGGUGGCCACUAAUGCCCGGGGCUUCGUGCCGGCCCCAGACAAGAGGAAGCUGGGGGCGUCUGUGGUGAAGGUGCACCGAGGAGGCCACCUGAGGGUGGUCGUCGCCUUCAGCAGGUCCCAGGGCUGCCAGUCCCAGGAGCUGAUCCUGAGGAAAGACAAGAAGAAGCCGGUGUUCAGGAAUACCUUGAAGGGGGUGAAGGGCUUCCACGUGCUGUCCACUGACUACAGCUACGGCCUGGUGUACCUCCGCCUGGGGCGUGCCCAGCGCAACUACAAGAACCUGAUGCUCUUUGGAAGACAGAACAUCUCCAGCUUCCUGAGUCUGCGGGAAUUCCUGGACACCUGUGCCACCCUGAAGCUCACCGAGGAGGCCACCAUCCUCCCCAAAGAUGCGUCCUGCGCACACACCCUCCUGCCCUGA
Messenger RNA from Marmota flaviventris (yellow-bellied marmot), 555 nucleotides. RefSeq names its product lipocalin 10 (gene Lcn10). NCBI's taxonomy places the organism in Eukaryota, Metazoa, Chordata, Mammalia, Rodentia, Sciuridae. Gene Ontology annotation, molecular function: small molecule binding. The record is from RefSeq and is a predicted model, not a curated record.